Messenger RNA from Culicoides brevitarsis, 2812 nucleotides. RefSeq names its product nonsense-mediated mRNA decay factor SMG8. Gene Ontology annotation, biological process: nuclear-transcribed mRNA catabolic process, nonsense-mediated decay. Bases 73 to 2760 code for a protein of 895 amino acids. The record is from RefSeq and is a predicted model, not a curated record. The transcript is spliced from 3 exons. NCBI's taxonomy places the organism in Eukaryota, Metazoa, Arthropoda, Insecta, Diptera, Ceratopogonidae.
AAUACCGAAGAAUUUCAAUCGAAUCUAGGUAUUUUUUUAUUUAAAAAUUAUCUUGAUUCUAUUCGUUGUUACAUGAAUAUGAAAUACUUGACCUGUAAGUUCCCAGAUAUAUCUCCAGAAAUCAGUGAACUUUUUUCGAAAGGAGACAAACCGAAAGUGAUAAUUGGUAUCCUUGGACGUUCCUUAGACACAAAAUGCAACAAAUUGAAAGAAUUCGACAUUCUUCAGGAUAUUCAACUUCUUGAUCAACUUGAGAAUGGAAAAGAUGGAGACAUCCGAUUCUUUGGUUGUUCAUCUGAAGAUACUAUUUACGUGCAUUUUAACACGAUUUAUGACUUUGCCAUCAUGAGAGAUUGCCUCGAAGAAAUUUCAUCAGGAAAAUGUUCCUCAUUGGAGUCCUUCGUGUCAUUUAAUAGUCACGCUCGUACUACAUUUGGCAGAAUUUUGCUGUUUGCAUUGCAAGUUUGUCACAUCUUAGUGUUGACAGAGCCUGGACCGUGUUUUGAUGCCAGCUAUUUAACGUUAUUCAAAUCCUUGAAGAUCAUCCGGGAAAAGUACGUGUUGAAAUUUCUACCGAAAAUGCUGAAAAAUGUUACAUCAAUGAAAUUCCUGGAGGUGGAAGGUCGUGUUUGCUCUCCACGUGUUUUGUUCCUAUUUGAAUCAGCUUUGCAAGAGUGCGAAAAUGACCUUGAUUGGUUGCGAAUGGAAGAAGCAAUGGAAGAACAUAUUUACCAACAACUUCGGAACGAGUUCAUUAUAACGAACAACAGUUCAAUGUCCCUUUUUUCCGUAUCGCGGAAACGAAGAUUCGUCUAUAUCGCAAAGGAACAAAAGUUUGUUGAUGCACAGGAAAGCUCUCAUGAUAUACUAAUGUCCCUGUUGAAUGGUACACUCGAUUCGGAGACGAUGCUGGAGCAGAUGCAGCCUUAUAAGGGUUUCGCAAAAUCGUGGAAUCAUGACACGAAAAAGGAAACUUUUAUGGACAUGAAUAAAAAACGGUUUCAGUCGCUAAUCAUGGAGCACGUUCGAGAAGCGCUAUCGCAUGGCUUCGACGAUAAUUUGUCCAAAUACCGUGGAAAAGGACAUUUUUCCAUUCCAAGCUUCAAACAAUGGAUCGAAGCAUUUCGUUUGUUGUACAAAAUUUUCAUCGAAAACACUAUGGACAUCAAUUUCGAGGCAAAUGACGCGCAGUACGCCGCUUACAUAGAAAACUUCCACGGAAUCGUCGAUAUUGAUGAGAAAUUUUUCGAAGAUGCAUGCCAAAAGGGUCUGGAACUUGGAAUGUCCACAUACAACGAAGGUUUGCCGCAUCAUUAUAGCUUUGCAUUUCAUGAGCAACGAAAACGCGAUGCUUUGGCAGCCUUUUCGACAAUUGCUAGAGGACCUUUGUAUGACAGCUACUACGAAAAAUUGAAAGAUGCGUGCGAAAGUGUUUGGGGUAACGGAAAACAGGCUUGCGAGCAUUUAUCGUUGCGAGGAAAUCCCUGCAUGAUGGCGAAACACACACCAAAAGACCCGAAUGAGCAUUCGAGUGGUGUGAUUUUCAUAUCUGCUUGUAAUUGCGGAAAGGUGCAGGGAAAUCGCGCGGAUCCGUAUACCGUUAAGAAGGCAAAUUAUGAUUUUUAUCAGACUUUGGCCAUGAACUGUCCAAAUUGCUUAAAAAUAGAAAAGUUCAGAUUUCCCGUGUUUCAGCCAUCUGUCAAGGAUUUCAAAGCUACAGCGUUAAAGUUAAAAUCGUUAAUUGGGGACGAAGCAUCACCAGGAGCUGCUGUUACGCCUGAUGUCGUAUCGUCAAUCCACUUGUCGGGCAGCCAAAAGACCCAGAGUCAAGAUAACUUGAGUAUUCCCGAUAGUCAGGAAAGUCCCUCGGACAAAAGUGACAAAGAGAGCGUGGAGGAAGACGAUGAAAUUGUCAUAAAAAUCGGUGAAAAGACAGAUGAAGCACAUGUAGAACGAUUAAUUUCCACCACCGAAUACCUUGCUUCCAUGAUUCAGGUGAACUCUCCGCAAGGAGUGCUACCACAAUUUCCGAGUUUUUCACUUGUUUGCGUCGGACCGAGUAGUAUUUACAGUCAUAACACUGGCUUACCCGAAAGUACUCAAUCCGGUUUCCUAUCUGGAUCCAAUUUUCUUCUUCCGUGGGACAUGAAAAUCCGUCUUGAGCAUCAACAAUCGUGGGCAGAACGAUACGAGAAAACGCGUCAGCGACGAAAACACGGAAAUGCCUCUGCUCUUACGGAUGGCCAGAAUUUUAAUCUGAAAAUUUUUGUUGGAUGUGAAUACGAGUGUCAACGAGGACAUCGAUUUUUCCUAUCAUCACCGACUCAAGUACUGAAAGGUAGCCAGAGUAUCGUCCGUGAUUCUGGAAGUAAAAUUGUUUCAAAUGACAUGCCUUUGUAUACGCUUUGUCCGUGUACCAGUGCCACUAAAAAAAUGCAAAUGAUAGCUCAACUCAUGAGAGUUCAUAUCGUAACGCCAAAAGCGCCUGUGAAUGUCAUCAUUGAUCCAAAAGUGAAGCUAAAUGUCUCCGGAAAUUCUCGAACUGGCAAUUCUUAUAUUUUUACCACCGGAGUUCAGGACAAAAUCAAGUUAAGUCAAAGCACUUACUGGAUAUUACGAUUACCUUUUGUUUACGAAAGCGAUAACGGUCCUAUUUUACCACCAAUGGAAUGUACCGCAGACACGGCAAUCAAUUAUGGAUGUCUAGUUGCGGGUAUGUUUGGUGUAAAGGAAAGCGAUUCGUUAGAUAGUUUUGAAUAGAAAUGUUAAAUAUUGUUUGAAAAAUAAAAAAAAAAUUAUUUUAUUUCGGAUA